Messenger RNA from Ixodes scapularis (black-legged tick), 781 nucleotides. Its product is annotated as tRNA-specific adenosine deaminase 2. The coding region runs from base 1 to 567 and encodes 188 amino acids. The record is from RefSeq and is a predicted model, not a curated record. Gene Ontology annotation, molecular function: tRNA-specific adenosine-34 deaminase activity. The transcript has a single exon. NCBI's taxonomy places the organism in Eukaryota, Metazoa, Arthropoda, Arachnida, Ixodida, Ixodidae. Gene Ontology annotation, biological process: tRNA wobble adenosine to inosine editing. Gene Ontology annotation, cellular component: nucleus; cytoplasm.
AUGAUCACCGCUCCGUCUGAUCCGACCGGUCGCGACAUGGCCGACGACGCCACUGUGGACGACGACAACGGAAUGGACGCCUGCUUCCAACUCGCCGAGGAAGCCCUCGCCGCGGGCGAGGUACCGGUCGGCUGCGUGAUGUUCUACGCGGGCCAGGUGAUCGCUCGCGGUCGAAACCGCGUUAACAAGACCAAGAACGCCUGUCGGCACGCGGAAAUGGACUGCGUCGACCAGGUACUUGACUGGUGCGCCGAGCGUGGCCUCGACACCGGCGAAGUCUUCCGAGGCGUGUCGGUCUUCGUGACGGUGGAGCCGUGCAUCAUGUGCGCGGCCGCCCUGGAUUCCCUGAGGGUGUCGCGUGUGGUGUUCGGCUGCCCCAACGAACGCUUCGGCGGCGUCGGAUCGGUGCUCGAUGUCCUGCGGGGCACUGGCGGACGGACCGUGGUCGUAGCCGGGGUACGCGCGGAGAGGGCGGUUAACUUGCUCAAGGAGUUUUACAUGGGUGAGAAUCCCAACGCCCCCGUGCCAAAGUCGAAAGCUAACCGCGUUUUGCAAACGCAACGCUGAGCAACGCUUGUUGUGCGCUAUCUAUUUCCCGGAGCUAAAUCCUGUUGUUUUCUCACUUUUCCUACCAAGAAAUCAUUUCUUGCUCAAGUGGGUGGUUUCUGCAUUUGCAGCUGCAGGGUUGACCAGCAUUUGUAUGCAGGUGAAAAUGUGUCCGUGACACAAAUAUCAACAAGGACAUGUAAUCUCAAAUAAAAACAUGCCACAGUUUGGUAAA